Cylicostephanus goldi is the source of this 245-nucleotide messenger RNA. Lineage: Eukaryota; Metazoa; Nematoda; Chromadorea; Rhabditida; Strongylidae. The record is from the annotation of a GenBank genome assembly.
AUGCUUGUUCUCGUAUAUAACCUCACAAUCACUAUACCUUUCAGAGCUCCAUUUGUAGUCCUACCGCCUUCGCUUCGCAUCAAUGCCUUAAAUACUAUUAUUGUUUCACCUGUAAAGAUUGAUAGCGAAAAUGCUGAUAUUCACCUCAGUGUAUUAGGAUAUAAAGACAAGAAGAGUUCCAUUAUAUUCACACAAAAGCUCAAAGCAAAAAGAGCGGGUGAGUUUUAUUUCUUUGAAUGCUGAUC